Molecule: messenger RNA, 1775 nt
Organism: Scatophagus argus
Lineage: Eukaryota; Metazoa; Chordata; Actinopteri; Scatophagidae
Exons: 4
Coding region: 248-940 (230 amino acids)
Source: RefSeq, a predicted model, not a curated record
CAGGGGGAGUUUCCAUUGCAGCAGAGGUGGAGCAACACAGAGGGUGUUGUACUGCUAGUGAGGGCUUGUGGUCUCGGGCAGUACAAGUAGUAAUGUGUGACUGUAUUAGUACAGUUGGAGCAGUGCAGCGACAAACAUAAGUUGGUACUGUGGUCUAAACUUUGUUCUGUCCCGUAACACAGACUGACUUCACAGCUUUGUUUCUGAUACCUCUCUGUUCUCCACAACAACAAAGUCGUGUAUAAGUAUGAAGUUUCUGGAGCUGGGGGACUCCAUCAGUCGCUUCAGGUUCGCUCAGUGCUGUGUGGGGUUGGCAGGAUGCCUGUGUGUGCUGUAUGCAGUCUUAACACCAUUCUGGCUGAAUGAGAAAGGACUCUGGACGAAGGAGAACAACACUGAAAGUGAUCAGACGAAUAGCAAAGGUGUCUUCAAUGCUGUGGAAGCAGAGAGCGUAUUUGCAGUUGUUGCCUGCCUGAUGGCUGUGAGUACUGGUGCUCUGUGUCUGGUGUUUGCCCUCUGCUGGACAUCUAAGACGGUGCACUCCUACUCCAACACGCGCGCUCUCCUCAUGGCAGGACAGGCACUCUACCCCACCACACUGCUGCUGCUCACCAUGGCCGCUACAGGUUUCUUCUUCCUGCUCAGCUGGUCUCUUUUCACUUAUCAGCACCGAGAAGAAAUCAGUCAAGACUUCUCCAGCCUCGGCUCUUCUUAUUGGCUAGGAGCUUUGGGAUGGGUCCUGCUGUUGGUGGUGGAGAUGAUAGUUUUUAUAGCUGAACAAGCUGUUGUGCCAGACAGCCUGCCAGAUUUAGAGAAGGCUGUGGAGUCGUGGCGGAUUUCCUCUCAACUUAAGGCUGCUAAACGUUCUUUCAGUGAUAGUUAUCACCCUGGUUACAGCAAAAGUGGCAUGGCUCCAAAGAGGUAUAUGCCAACACAUUGAGAGUAGUGCAGAAACAAGGAGAUGACAGACAAAAUGAAUGUGAAUUUGUAUGGUACACAUGAAUGCACAGAUACUCAAUGAGAAAGCAGCAAUUCCUCACUGCUUUAGAGAUCUAUGCAACCCGACUGAAUACUGAUAAACUCUAUUUGGAGUUAAGUAUUGGCUGGAGGAAUUAAGCUCCUGAAUCGUGGAAGUCAAUGGGACUGACGGCUUCAGCUUGCUGAAGAGCUGAUUAUGGUAGUCAUUCUCCAGUGUGUUCUCUGUAUCCACUGGCGUGAAAUAAAAACACAAUAGGGACCAAAAAGUACUGGCUGGGAAGCUGAGAACUGUUCUCUGACAGAGUGAUGUGUGGAGCAGUGUUUGCAGCAUUUUGGAGUUCAGUAAGUUUUGUCCAUUUUGUUCUUUUUUACAUAAAUGCAACACUGUCGCAAAAUGCUGAAGUAAUACUUUAGCUGAAAUGUUCAUUAAGCGCUGCAAUAUAGUUGUUAAAUGUUAAAAUCGUGCCAUCUUGUGAUGACCCUGUGACACUUGAGACAGGUCUCAACAAAGUAAGUUAUUUUAAAAUGUUUUAUUUUAUUUGUUUCAAGAUGAGCUACAGACUUUAUAACGAAAAGGGUCUUCACGAUUGUAGUUUUCUUAUGGAAAAAUAUUUUUACUUUACUGAUGAGUAACAAAUAUCACAAAUGAUCGUAACCUCUUUCAGUUAUUCCCUUAUGUUUUUACCACUUAGGAUAUGGAUACCUAAAUGUAAUGCAUGUACAGUGUGGUCAUUUAAGCUAAGUUUGACUAUGCUAAUCAUGUGCUUACAGAGCUGAAUAAAAGUUUUAUGAUCCAA